CGGAGCCCGCGCUCCCCCUCGGCGGCGGAGGGGGCGCCUCGGCGCCGGUGUCCUUCCGCGGGACUAUGGAGGGCGGAGGCGCGGCGGCCGCGGCGGAGGGCCACGAGCAGCCGCCGCCGCUGGGCCUCUGCGUCCUCUGCGGCCUGCCGGCUGCCGGCAAGUCCACCUUAGCGCGAGCCCUCCGGGAUGGGCUGCGCCGGGGGCGGGGCUGGGGCUGCGUCGUCAUCACGUACGAUGACGUCAUCCCCGAAGACUUCCUCCAGGGAGGAGCCGCGCACUCAUCGUCACCCUGGAAGCGGCACCGGCACGAGCUGCUCUCCUACCUGGAGCUCCUGGUGGCGGCCCUCGCCGGCGGACGGCGUCGGCAGCCCUCCGGCCCGGGCCUGGGGACCGACCCCACGUGGGGCCGCUUCGUGGCCUGCCUGCGGGCUCAAGGCCUCGGGGCUCCCGGAGAGGCCGGGGCCCCGGCUGACGGCGGAAAGACGGCUGAAUCCGGGCCCUUCUGGGUGGUGUUGGAUGACAACUUUUACUACCGAAGCAUGCGCUACGAAGUGUACCGGCUCGCUCGGAAAUACGCGUUAGGCUUUUGCCAGUUAUUUUUAGAUUGCCCGCUUGAGUCUUGUCUGCAGAGGAAUCGCCAGAGAAGUAGGCCGUUACCUGACGAGACCCUCUUUCUGAUGACGAAAAAGUUAGAGAUACCAAACCCGGAGAAAAACGUGUGGGAACGCAACAGCCUCACCAUCACGAGCUUUGAAAGCAACCCCGAAGACAACCCAGAGGUGACUCAUCUAUUGCUUACAGCUUUGGAAAACCCAGUAAAGUAUUUUGAAGACAACUCAGAGCAAAAGGAAACUGAUCGAAUUAUUUGUUCAACUAAUGUUCUUCAUCAAGCCGAUAAGACAUUCAGAGGAAUUAUCUCCCAGACCAUGAAGACUGCUAAAGAUAGAGAAGUGCUGCCAUGUCAAAUGAAGAGGCUGGCGGAAGAACUCAAUAAGCUUAAAACAGACUUUUUGGAAGAUCUCCGGCAAGGAAACGGUCAAAAGAAUCCAUGCUUUCAGCGGAGUGUGGACGUUACCGGUGUCAUUUCUUUAUUUCAACGUGAGAGAGACGACAUUGUACAGAAACUUCUGAGUGAGCAUUAAACCUCCUUUGGAUUGCCA
Ornithorhynchus anatinus (platypus) is the source of this 1160-nucleotide messenger RNA. It is a transcript of the gene PSTK, whose product is annotated as phosphoseryl-tRNA kinase. The coding region runs from base 66 to 1142 and encodes 358 amino acids. Lineage: Eukaryota; Metazoa; Chordata; Mammalia; Monotremata; Ornithorhynchidae. The record is from RefSeq and is a predicted model, not a curated record. The transcript is spliced from 6 exons. Gene Ontology annotation, molecular function: tRNA binding; kinase activity.